Molecule: messenger RNA, 687 nt
Organism: Teleopsis dalmanni
Lineage: Eukaryota; Metazoa; Arthropoda; Insecta; Diptera; Diopsidae
Exons: 4
Coding region: 62-655 (197 amino acids)
Source: RefSeq, a predicted model, not a curated record
GACGCUAGUUGGUAGUACCGAGCGCCCGCAAAAAAUAAAAUUGUGUGUAAAAUUUUUAGAAAUGUCUAGAAAGCGCGUUUACAAUAGAAAAUGGGAUAACGCAAUGGUGGAGGCGUUCAUUCAGGCCCGCAUAGGGCUGGAAGACGUGUUUGUUCAGAAGCGAACAAAUAUUAGGGAAUAUUGGGAGCUCGUUGGUGAGCGAUGUGGAUGCAAUGAUGAUUGGACCACCCUUAAAAAACGGUGGUUCAAUUUAUUGGGGAAAUACAAGCGUCUCAGAAAUCCACCGACAGGUAGAGGCGGCGAAGGCGCUGACAAUGCAAUAAAUUGGCCGUUUUAUGGCCAACUUCAUGAGUAUUGCAGUCAGCGCCAAAAUUUCAAUCCACCUGUUGUAAUUAACAGUAAAGGGAGUCCAAGGAUUGAAACUGAAUCCGCAUCACCUUUGGCUUCAUCGCAGCAUACCGCAUCAUCACACACUACUUCACAGGCGUCUUCAUCCCGCCGAAAUUCGCGUUCAUCCAGCAGGGGGCUAACGAUGCGAAAUUUUAUAGCCUCCUCAAUAAAGACGGACAAGGCGAUAAGGAAGGCAGCACGGGCCAUUACCUACUAUAUUUCGGCUGCCACACAAAUCGAAUUCCAAUCGUCCGAUUCUGAGUAAGGGCCCUAUUAGUUGUAAGAUAUCUUUUAAGU